AUGUUCAUAUUCGAUUGGUUUUGGAACGUAUUGAGCUUCUUGGGUCUUUACAAUAAGAAUGCCAAGAUUCUAUUCCUUGGACUAGAUAACGCUGGCAAGACUACAUUGCUAGGUGUUCUGAAGGAUGGUCGUCUGUCGCAGAAUCGUCCAACCUUCCACCCAACCUCUGAAGAGUUGUCAAUGGGUAAUAUUAAAUUUAGAACUUAUGACUUGGGUGGUCACGAGACAGCUCGUAGACUCUGGAAGGAUUACUACACCUCAGUCGAUGCCAUUGUCUUUAUGAUCGAUUCGUCCGCCCCACAGAGAUACGAGGAGUCAAAGAGAGAGCUAGAGGCACUGCUUUCAUCUGACGAGCUCUCCAAUGUACCAUUCCUCAUCCUCGGCAACAAGAUCGAUAUUCCAGGCACACCAUCAGAAGAGAAGUUUAGAGCCGCUUUGGGAUUGACCCAGACCACUGGAAAGGGCAAGGUUCAGCUGAACCCAGGUACCAGACCAAUUGAAGUAUUCAUGUGCAGUGUUGUGCGAAGAUAUGGCUACGGUGAUGGCUUCAGAUGGUUGGCUUAUUAUAUAAACUAG
Messenger RNA from Acytostelium subglobosum LB1, 576 nucleotides. RefSeq lists its product as hypothetical. Gene Ontology annotation, molecular function: GTPase activity; GTP binding. The record is from RefSeq and is a predicted model, not a curated record. NCBI's taxonomy places the organism in Eukaryota, Evosea, Eumycetozoa, Acytosteliales, Acytosteliaceae. Gene Ontology annotation, biological process: membrane organization; vesicle organization; endoplasmic reticulum to Golgi vesicle-mediated transport. The coding region runs from base 1 to 576 and encodes 191 amino acids. Gene Ontology annotation, cellular component: COPII vesicle coat; endoplasmic reticulum exit site. The transcript has 5 exons.